UUGAUAAGUUGGCGAACGUAGACAUGCUUUUCCGUACAGAGGUCCUACUUACCUAGGUACUUACAGUACUGGAGAAGCUUCCAGGCAUGCUGAGAUCCGAAUGGUACGACUUGAUCGGUAUUUGUAUUAUUCGAUUAUGACAGGUUCUACAGCAGGGGACCAAGAUUUCAAAUCCACCGAAUACGGGAAUUUAGAAGGAGUGUAUAAAAUUUACCUCGCCAUGAAUGCAAUACUGUACUUGAACACAUAAUAUUAAUCGACAACCUGAUCUCCCCUCCCCGCCCAGGCCACGCAAUCCCCAGUGUGGGUGGGCAUGGGCAUGGGCAUGGCAAGCUCGUGGCGUUGAUCGUUCGGCUCAAGAUUCCAGACAUGUGCUACAAAGUACUCCUACUGUGACACAUACUACCGUGGCGGGGGCGGGGGCUGAACCGAAUCCCUUCGCCGAAAGGAACAAGGAACUACUCGAAGUCAGUGCUCAGCCACCGCCCAAGGACGAACGAGCCAUGGAUCCAAGACUUAGAUACUUUGGCUUACUCCUCACUUCCUGACAUCCACUCUACUUUUGCUCUUCUCCCUCUCUCGUCUUUUCUUCUUGUCCUGAAUACCUAUAUACUUAUUUCGUUCGCAUCGAGGUGAUUAUCGCGGGAGUAGAAGGAAGGAUACUGCAGAUUGAUUGAGAGAGUUUGUCUAUCAGAUUGAUUUGGUACGGACGGCAUUGCGCAGCUCCACGCCACUCACUGCACGAACCCGAGAUUCACUUCCUCCAACAAUAAUGGCACCAACAGCCUCAAAGAGCCUCCUGGGCAGAGAUUAUCGCUGUGAUUCCUCCGGAUAUUGCUACGACUACUACUCUACCUGGGACAACUGGGGCCGCUGGGUCGCACUCGUCCUCAUAGUCCUCUUCUUCCUAUUCCUCGGCCUCGCAUUCUCAUGCAUCAGACAACGCCGCCGCCGCCGCCGUGGCCUCGCACCCAUGUACGGCACUGGCUGGAUGGGGGGCGGGAAACACAACAACAACAACAACCAAGCCCACGGACAAUACGGCGCCUGGGCGAACAACCAACAGCAUGCUGGAGGGUAUCAGGCGCCUCCGCCGCCGUAUAUGGGGAACCAGGCGACGGGGACGACGUUCCAGAGUAAUGAUGGGUAUUAUGGACACGGGAAUAGUCAGGGAUAUGGUCAACCUGGGGGAAUUGAGUUGCAGCAGCCGGGGGCGAGUUAUCAGCCUGCUAGGGGGGUGGGUGUGGGGGGGCAGAAUGUGUAUGAGGCGCCGAUGGGGCCGCCGCCUGGGAAGGGGGAUGGGGUUAUUCGUUAG
This is a messenger RNA of Cadophora gregata, 1315 nucleotides long. RefSeq lists its product as uncharacterized. Gene Ontology annotation, biological process: vesicle-mediated transport. Bases 773 to 1315 code for a protein of 180 amino acids. NCBI's taxonomy places the organism in Eukaryota, Fungi, Ascomycota, Leotiomycetes, Helotiales, Ploettnerulaceae. The record is from RefSeq and is a predicted model, not a curated record. The transcript has 5 exons. Gene Ontology annotation, cellular component: intracellular membrane-bounded organelle.